AUGUUAGCUUCAGGACCAGGUGGCCAGGGAACCAAGUACUUGCUGCUCUCGGUUCUGCUCCUUGCAGCGUGGGGGGCCGAGAGCGGCCAGGUCCAUUACUCGGUCCCGGAGGAGGCCAAACACGGCACCUUCGUGGGCCGCAUCGCCCAGGACUUGGGGCUGGAGCUGGCAGAGCUGGUGCCGCGCCUCUUCCGAGUGGCGUCCAAGGGUCACGGGGAUCUUCUGGAGGUGAAUCUGCAGAAUGGCAUUUUGUUUGUGAAUUCUCGGAUCGACCGGGAGGAGCUGUGUGGACGGAGCGCGGAGUGCAGCAUCCACCUGGAGGUGAUCGUGGACAGGCCGCUUCAGGUUUUCCAUGUGGAGGUGGAGGUGAAGGACAUUAACGAUAAUCCGCCUGUAUUCCCAGCAACACAAAAAAAUUUGUUUAUUUCCGAAACAAGGGCUCUUGACUCUCAUUUUUCACUAGAGGGCGCCUCUGAUGCAGAUAUCGGGGCCAACGCUCUGCUCACUUACAAACUGAGCCCCAGUGAGUAUUUUUCUUUGGAAGUACCCACCAACGACGAUCAGGUAAAACCGCUUCAACUAGUACUAAAAAAACUCUUAGACAGGGAAGUCGCUUCAGAGCUUCUCUUGGUGCUCCAAGCAACUGAUGGGGGCAAACCUGAGCUGACAGGUAGCACAGAGUUACACAUCACAGUGCUGGAUGUAAAUGACAACGCCCCAGUGUUUGACAAAGCAGUCCAUCGUGUAAAAUUACUGGAGAAUUCGAGAAACGGUACACUGGUUAUUAGACUUAACGCCUCGGAUUUGGAUGAAGGUUCAAACAGCCACAUUCUUUAUUCCUUUGCAACUGAUGUCUCCUCUAAUACAGAAGCCUUUUUCUGCAUAGAUUCAGCCAGUGGAGAAAUAAAAGUAAACGGAAAAAUAGAUUUUGAAGAAACUAAAUUAUGGAAACUUCAAAUAGAAGCAGUUGACAAAGGAAAUCCCCCGAUGUUUGGUCACUGCACAAUCUUGGUAGAAAUCUUGGACAUUAAUGAUAAUGCUCCGGAGUUGCUAGUGACGUCACUAUCGUUGUCUGUUCCAGAGGAUGCUACACUAGGGACUGUCAUCGCCCUAAUCAGUGUAACUGACCGUGACUCUGGUGCCAACGGGCAGGUGACCUGCUCACUAACACCCCAUGUCCCCUUCAAGCUGGUGUCCACCUUCAAGAAUUACUAU
This is a messenger RNA of Neomonachus schauinslandi (Hawaiian monk seal), 1215 nucleotides long. RefSeq names its product protocadherin alpha-10-like. Gene Ontology annotation, biological process: homophilic cell-cell adhesion. The transcript has a single exon. NCBI's taxonomy places the organism in Eukaryota, Metazoa, Chordata, Mammalia, Carnivora, Phocidae. The record is from RefSeq and is a predicted model, not a curated record. Gene Ontology annotation, molecular function: calcium ion binding. Gene Ontology annotation, cellular component: plasma membrane. The annotation marks the transcript as partial.